AAAGUCAUYGUGCAGUUCAGUGUUAAGACCCUGCUUUGCAAAGGGGCAGCAGAAAGCCCUGCCUUGACGUGGGAUGCACUUUAUACAGGGGGAUGCUUGUCCCUGCUCCCAUGCUGGAUUCUAACCGUGCGAGCUCAAUACGUCUUUCCUCAGCUCGUGAGCUAGAAACGAAGUAAAGCAAUGAGGAGAUUUGUUUACUGCAAGGUGGUUCUGGCCACUUCUCUCCUGUGGGUGCUUGUGGACGUCUUUUUACUCCUGUACUUCAGUGAAUGUAAUAAAUGUGAUGACAAGAAAGAGAGGUCUCUGCUGCCGGCUCUAAGGGCAGUCAUUUCUCGCAACCCAGAAGGGCCUGGCGAGAUGGGCAAGGCCGUCCUCAUUCCCAAGGACGACCAGGAGAAAAUGAAAGAGCUCUUCAAAAUCAACCAGUUCAAUCUGAUGGCGAGCGACAUGAUUGCCCUCAACCGGAGCCUGCCCGACGUGCGCCUGGAYGGGUGCAAGACGAAGGUGUACGCCGACGACCUCCCCAACACGAGCGUGGUGAUCGUGUUCCACAACGAGGCGUGGAGCACUCUGCUUCGCACCAUUUACAGCGUCAUCAACCGCUCGCCCCGCCGCCUGCUCGCCGAAAUCAUCCUGGUGGACGACGCCAGCGAGCGGGAUUUUCUGAAGGCCUCGCUGGAGAACUAYGUGAAGACCUUGGACGUGCCGAUAAAAAUCAUCCGGAUGGAGCAGAGGUCGGGGCUGAUCCGCGCGCGGCUGCGGGGUGCCGCGGCCUCCCGGGGCCAGGUCAUCACCUUCCUGGACGCGCACUGCGAGUGCACGGUGGGCUGGCUGGAGCCACUGCUGGCCAGGAUCCGCGAGGAGCGGAAAACUGUUGUCUGCCCCAUCAUUGACGUGAUCAGUGAUGACACGUUUGAAUACAUGGCUGGGUCCGACAUGACCUAUGGAGGCUUUAACUGGAAACUAAACUUCCGCUGGUAUCCCGUUCCCCAGAGAGAGAUGGACAGGAGGAAAGGAGACCGCACCUUGCCCGUGAGGACCCCUACUAUGGCUGGUGGCCUAUUUUCUAUUGACAGAAACUACUUUGAAGAGAUAGGAAGUUACGAUGCAGGAAUGGAUAUCUGGGGUGGCGAGAAUCUUGAAAUGUCUUUUAGGGUUUGGCAGUGCGGCGGCUCCCUCGAGAUCGUGACGUGCUCGCACGUGGGCCACGUGUUCCGCAAGGCGACGCCGUACACCUUCCCCGGCGGCACGGGCCACGUCAUCAACAAGAACAACCGCAGGCUCGCCGAGGUCUGGAUGGACGAGUUUAAAGACUUCUUCUAUAUAAUAUCCCCAGGUGUUGUUAAAGUGGAUUAUGGUGAUGUGUCGGUGAGGAAAGCACUAAGGGAGACUCUGCAGUGCAAACCCUUCUCCUGGUACCUGGAAAACAUCUACCCUGACUCCCAGAUUCCCAGGCGCUAUUACUCACUUGGCGAGAUCCGAAAUGUUGAGACCAACCAGUGCUUGGACAACAUGGGCCGCAAGGAGAAUGAAAAAGUGGGCAUCUUCAAUUGCCAUGGCAUGGGAGGAAAUCAGGUAUUUUCUUACACCGCUGACAAGGAGAUCCGCACGGACGAUCUGUGCUUGGACGUGUCGAGGCUCAACGGCCCCGUGAUCAUGCUGAAGUGCCACCACCUGCGGGGGAACCAGCUCUGGGAGUACGACGCCGAGUCGUGCCUGACGGUGAGCAGCGUGGAGGACGGCAGCCGCGGCCCCACCGUGGAGGCGUGCAGCGGCCACGCCGUGCAGGCCUGGGCACUGCGCAACUACUCGCGCCUCGAGGUCCUGAGGAACGUCUUCCGCAGCCCCACGGACUACGUGCUGUAGCGGGCUGCCCGCGAGGUUGGUAUCCCCCGCGGAGCGCGUGUCCGUGAAGCCCCUGGGUCUGCUGCCCAGGUGCAGGGUCCGUGGAGGAUGAGCACGGCAGCGCGUGCAGACAGCAGAACUCAGUAAUAGUCGU
Molecule: messenger RNA, 1999 nt
Organism: Nothoprocta perdicaria
Lineage: Eukaryota; Metazoa; Chordata; Aves; Tinamiformes; Tinamidae
Gene: GALNT13
Product: polypeptide N-acetylgalactosaminyltransferase 13
Exons: 12
Coding region: 181-1866 (561 amino acids)
Cellular component (GO): Golgi apparatus
Source: RefSeq, a predicted model, not a curated record